Paramecium pentaurelia is the source of this 2093-nucleotide messenger RNA. NCBI's taxonomy places the organism in Eukaryota, Ciliophora, Oligohymenophorea, Peniculida, Parameciidae. The record is from the annotation of a GenBank genome assembly.
AUGCAAAAAAAGAUUGCCUCAUUCUUUAAAUCAAGUAAAAAAGGAGAUGAUUCAAAUGAUUAAAUUAAGGAAUAAUAAUUUAUAGAAGAAAACCUCAAAAAGGAAAAACUAAUUAUAGAACAAAAAGUCUCUUCUUCUAAAUCAAAAUAACAUAAUAUAGAAAUUAAAGGUGCUGUUUUAUUCAUAGAUAUGGCUGAAUUAUAUGAACAAGUAUAGAAUAAUUUCAAUAUUAAAGGUUGGAGAAAUAAAAGGUUAAAAUUCAAAGGAUGCUAUUAAAGAAUUAGUAGCCAAAAUGUUUAUAAGAAUCAUGAAAGAAAAUAGGGAAGAAUUUGUACCAGCAUACUUAUUUAGUAUUUUGAAAUUGGGACCUGAUUAUGAAUCAUGGGAAUUAGGGAUUGGAUAAGGAAUCAUUGUUAAAUCUAUAAGUGCCGUUUCUGGGAAGAGUGUAUAUAAAAUAUAACUAUGAAAAGGAAAAAUAAGUGAGAGAAUUAAUGAACACAUUGGGAGAUUUAGGUUUAGCCAUUGAAAAAUCUAAAUCAACUUAAACAUAAUUAAAUAAAUUUUUUGUAUCUUAGAGUGUCAAGGAGGAAGUUAAAUUAACAAUGAUUUAAGUAUUUAACAUUUUACAGUAAUUACAAAAAUAAGAAGGCACAGGAAGUUCAUUAGAAAAAGAAAGAAUUUUGACUAAUUUAUUAAGAAUGGCUAAACCUAUUGAAGCCAAAUAUAUUAUAAGAUUCAUAGAGAAAAAUUUAAAAAUUGGAGCAGCUGAAAAGACUAUGUAAGCUGCUUUGGCUAGAGCAUUUUAAUUAUAUCAUAAAGGGAAUGUUGAGGGUGAUUAUGAAAGUAUUAUAAAUUAAGCAUUAUGUGAAUGUCCAAAUUACAAAAAGAUUAUUGAUACUUUAUUUAAUAUAUAGAAUUUAAAAGAAGUUCCUGAAUUAUGUCAUAUAAUUCCAGGAGUUCCAUGUAAACCUAUGUUGGCUAAACCUAUGAAAUCUAUUUAGAUGAUAUUUUAAAGAUUUGAAAAUAUGAAAUUUACAUGUGAAUAUAAAUAUGAUGGAUUAAGAGGAUAGAUUCAUUUUGAAAAUGGUCAAGUGAGUAUCUUCUCUAGAAAUCUAGAAAAUAUGACUCAAACAUAUCCAGAUAUUGUUACAUAUAUUCAUAAUCAUUAUUAACAUUUGGAUGGUUUCAUUAUUGAUUCUGAAAUUGUUGCAUAUGAUGUUGUAAAUAAUAGAAUAUUACCAUUUCAAACUUUAACAAGUAGAGCUAAAAAAAAUGUUGAUUAAAAUCAAAUUGAAAUUCAAGUUUGUUUAUACAUAUUUGAUUUAUUAUAUUUGAAUAAGCAAAGUUAUUUAAAAGAGACUUUAGAAAAAAGGAGAUAGACAUUAAGAGAAACAUUUAAAGAAGAGGAAGGAAAAUUAAAAUUUGCAACUUCUAGAGAUUCAGAAAAUUUUGAAGAAAUAGAAGAAUUUCUAUUAAAUUCAAUUAAAAUGGGGUGUGAAGGUUUGAUGAUAAAAACUUUAGAGAUUAAUUCACAAUAUGAACCAGCUAAAAGAUCAUUUAAUUGGUUAAAAUUAAAAAAGGAUUAUUUAGAUAAUGGAUUAUCUGAUACAUUUGAUUUAGUACCUAUUGGUGCUUGUUAUGGAACAGGAAAAAGAAAGGGAUUUUAUGGAAGCUAUUUAUUAGCUUGUUAUAAUGAAGAUAUGGAUCAAUAUGAAACUACUUGUAAGAUUGGAACAGGAUUCAGUGAUGAAAAUUUAGAAAAGUUCUUUUAAUUCUUUUAAGAAUACUUAAUUCCACAUCCAUUAUAAGAAUAUAAAUGUGAUGGAGUGAAUAUGGAUGUUUGGUUUAGUCCUGUUGUUGUUUGGGAAAUCAAGAGUGCUGACAUUCAAAUAUCACCUAUUUAUAGUGCUUGUUCUACUAUCUUAUAAUAAAAUAAUAAAGGUGUAGGAUUGAGAUUUCCUAGAUUGAUUAAAGUAAGAGAAGAUAAGAAACCUAAUGAAGCCACAAGUUCAUAAUUUUUAUAUGAUGUAUAUAAAUAAUAGGCUGUUGUUGCCAGUAAUAAUACAUUUGAUUAGGAUGAUGAUUUUUAUUGA